Hipposideros armiger (great roundleaf bat) is the source of this 1086-nucleotide messenger RNA. Its product is annotated as pulmonary surfactant-associated protein D-like. Lineage: Eukaryota; Metazoa; Chordata; Mammalia; Chiroptera; Hipposideridae. The coding region runs from base 30 to 983 and encodes 317 amino acids. The transcript is spliced from 6 exons. Gene Ontology annotation, cellular component: multivesicular body. The record is from RefSeq and is a predicted model, not a curated record.
UGGCUUCUCCUGGGUCUAAGGCCUGAUUUAUGACUAUUUCUUCUGCUGCUACAGGUUUGCCAGGACCUGCAGGGCAAACAGGAAAGCCUGGACCACCUGGCCCAGCUGGGCCCCAGUGGAACAAUGGCUCUGCUGGAGAACCUGGACCAAAGGGAGACACUGGACCACGUGGACCUCCAGGAUCUCCAGGUUUGCCUGGUCCAGCUGGAAGAGAGGGUCCCUCAGGGAUACAGGGGAAUGUAGGACCUCAAGGCAAACCAGGCCCAAGAGGAGAGGCUGGACCCAAAGGAGAAGUAGGUGCCCCAGGCAUGCAGGGCUCUCCAGGAGCAAGAGGCCCCACAGGUCUUAAGGGCGACAGUGGUGUCCCUGGUGAGCGUGGAGUCCCUGGAAUCCCGGGGCCAGCAGGGACUGCUGGAGCCCUGGGUCCACAGGGACCCCCAGGUGCCAGGGGCCCCCCAGGACUCAAGGGGGACAGAGGUGCUACUGGGGACAAAGGAGCAAAGGGAGAGAGUGGACUUCCAGACAUCACUGCUCUGAGGCAGCAGGUGGUGGCCUUACAGACACAGGUACAACGCCUCCAGCGUGACUUCUCUCAAUAUAAGAAAGCGGUGAUGUUCCCUGAUGGCCGAAGUGUUGGGGUGAAGAUCUUCAAGACAGCAGGAUUUGAAAAAGCUUUUGCGGACGCACAGCAGAUAUGCACACAGGCUGGGGGACAGCUGGCCUCCCCACGCUCUGCAGCUGAGAAUGAGGCUGUGCGACAGCUGGCCUCAGCUCACAACAAGGAUGCGUUCCUCAGCAUGACUGAUGCCAGGACGGAGGGCAAGUUCACCUACCCCACAGGGGAGCCCCUGGUCUACUCAAACUGGGGCCCAGGGGAGCCAAACGACAAAAAUGGGGGAGAGGACUGUACAGAGAUCUUCCUCAAUGGCAAGUGGAAUGACAUGGACUGCAAAGAGAAGCGCCUUGUGAUCUGCGAGUUCUGAGCCACCAAGGGUGAGCAGGGCAGUCAUGACCCAGGAGCCUGGCCAGCAAGUCGGGGCCCAGACCUGUGUGCUGCUUACAUCCCAAUAAAAAGCUGACACCUCU